Messenger RNA from Rotaria socialis, 1218 nucleotides. NCBI's taxonomy places the organism in Eukaryota, Metazoa, Rotifera, Eurotatoria, Philodinida, Philodinidae. The record is from the annotation of a GenBank genome assembly.
AUGUCUACCGUCAUAUCAACAAAUGAAACUGAUUUCGUUAUCGCUAAUGAUCAAGUUAAAGGUCGACAAAUCAUUGCUAAAAGAAUUUAUCAAUCUGGGGAAUUGAUUUUUCACGAACAACCACUUGUUUCAGCUCAAUUUGAAUGGAAUAAAUUAUACAAAUAUUCUGCAUGCGAAUGUUGUUUAUAUCCGUUGGAAUCCUGUGAACAAAAUGUUCGUCGUCUAUGUCAAGAUUCAGCCAUUGUUAUUCUACAUCCAGAAUGUGAUCCGAAUCGAAACAUGGAUCAACGAAUUGUACGAUGUCCGAAGUGCAAUGAAAUGUUUUGUUCAACAACAUGUUAUCAGCAAGCCAUGAAUAAUUAUCAUUUUACUUUAUGCCAAUCAAAUGAGAAUCAAGAGAAAGAUCAGUUAAUUCGACAUAUUAUUGAUUUAUGGAGAUCAGUUCAUCCUCCACCGGAAACAACAUCAAUUUCACUUGUACUCAAAAUAAUGGCUAUGCUUAAACAAACCGACAAUCGUUUAAUACUUCUUCAAGAACUUCAAAAGUUUUCUCAAGGUGUUCAAAGUGAAAAUCAACAAUUUUAUCAUAAAUUAUUACGCAAAGAAUUUGAAACUCAAGUAGAACAAUUGAGAUAUGCUCUAGAACAAUUCAAUGAAAAGUAUAUUCAAUUAGCGGAGUUUAAAUGGUUUCUUACAUCGAAUGGUUUUCGACAGCUGCUUGCUUUGCUUGGUCGAAAUCAACAAGGUGUUGGAACAAGUUCUCUGGCUUUGUGGGUUAAAAAUUGUGAAGCUCUAUCUGAACCGCAACAAGCCAUUGCAGCAGCAGCAGCAACAGCGACUAGUGAAGCAUCACAAUUCAUCGAUGCUCUUUAUACAAAAAUAGACGAUAUUUCCGGUGAAUUUAUCGACUGUGAAGGAAGUGGAUUAUUUAAAUUACAAAGUUGUUUAAAUCAUAGUUGUGAUGCUAAUGCUGAGAUACAAUAUCUACAUAAUAAUUCAACAUUAUCUGUUGUAGCAACACGAUUGAUAUCAAAUAAUGAAGAAAUUACAAUUAAUUAUCUAUCGGAAUGCGAUCGAAAUCGUUCCAGACAUUCAAGACAAAAACUUCUUCAGGAAAAUUACUUGUUUUUAUGUCAAUGCAAUCGAUGCACAUCGGAAAGUGCCGAACCCGAUGAGACAAGUGAAGAAGAAAGUGAAAAUGAUAUGGAAGAAGAUUAA